Trichomonas vaginalis G3 is the source of this 654-nucleotide messenger RNA. RefSeq lists its product as uncharacterized. The record is from RefSeq and is a predicted model, not a curated record. Lineage: Eukaryota; Parabasalia; Trichomonadida; Trichomonadidae. The transcript has a single exon. The coding region runs from base 1 to 654 and encodes 217 amino acids.
AUGUCAGAUGAGCAAGGCAUUAUAGAUACAAUCAAUCUGGCUAUCAAGACCCAGGAAGAAAUGAAAGCUCAGCUAUUAAGCGAAAUUGCAAAGCUUGAACAACAGAACAAUUCUCCUUCGAAAACUGAAGCAACAAUAAAAUUCUACAGAUCAUCAAUAGAACACUUAGAAAUUGAAAAACAAUCAUUAAAUGAAAAGAUUCAUCAGAUGAAACAAGUCGAGUAUCCAACGCUUCAACAAAAAUUACAAAGAAUCACUCAAAAGAACCAAUCUGUUGAAGCAAGGAUCAAAAGCUUGAAGAAAGUCAGACAUGAAGAAAUUUUGAAGAAGAUGGAUAAACCAGAACGCGCUAAAAAGCAUGUAUUAAAAUAUAUCGAGAAAGUAAAGAAGGAAAUACAAGAUUUAACCAAGGAUGGAGACAACCUCAACAAGAAGAUUGUUGAAUCAAAAGAUCAGCUCCAAAGACUUCAGCAAGCUAAUCUCACAACACAAAGACAAGCAGCUCAUACUUCAUGGGCUUCGGAAAUCAGUGAUGAGGCUUUACACAACUCUACGACUAGUGCUAGACCACGUAAAAGACCAUUGAGAUCUUUACAAGCAAGAAAUUCUGCUUAUCUCCCACCAGAUCCUACUAGAUUUUCACCUUAUUUUUAA